This is a messenger RNA of Etheostoma spectabile (orangethroat darter), 3874 nucleotides long. It is a transcript of the gene qsox1, whose product is annotated as quiescin Q6 sulfhydryl oxidase 1. Gene Ontology annotation, biological process: protein folding. Gene Ontology annotation, cellular component: Golgi membrane. Lineage: Eukaryota; Metazoa; Chordata; Actinopteri; Perciformes; Percidae. The transcript is spliced from 13 exons. The record is from RefSeq and is a predicted model, not a curated record. Bases 187 to 2640 code for a protein of 817 amino acids. Gene Ontology annotation, molecular function: protein disulfide isomerase activity; flavin-dependent sulfhydryl oxidase activity.
GCGUCACUCAAGAUUUCAUCUUCACGCAGAAGUUAACGACGAAAAUGAGAGAGUGUGGGGAGGGUGUGUUACUUUGUUGUGAAAGGUGUUUGGAGCUCUUCAGGGGGAGGACCCAUAAAGCCUGUUGACCGGCAAAAGAGGGAGAAAAAGUUGUGUCAAGUUUUAGGACACGGAGGUGAAAACUUGAUGCGUUCACACCGAAGUUUAGCAGCUCGGACGGGGAAGAUGGCGCGGCGCUGUGGCCGUGCCACGUCUCGGUUUCCUCUAGAAAUACAAAUAUACCCCAGAAGGAUAGCAACAUUCGCAAUUUGGUUAUGUGUUUGUCUUCUUUUUCCUUCUGCUGCGAUGGCUGGACUGUACACCGCUUCUGAUCAAGUCAUCAUAUUGAGUCCGGAAAAUGUGGAGUCGGUUUUGAUCAACUCCUCAGCAGCUGUUCUUGUGGAGUUUUAUGCUUCAUGGUGCGGACACUGCAUCGCCUUUUCUCCGGUUUACAAAAGUUUGGCGAGUGACAUAAAAGAGUGGAAGCCAGCUGUGGACCUUGCAGCUGUCGACUGUGCUGCAGAGGAAAACAGAAAGGUCUGCGCUGGCUUCGGCAUCAGAGCGUACCCCACUAUAAAGUUCUUCCAUGCUUAUUCCAAAGCUGAUUCUACAGGACAUGCUUUUAAAGCUUCCACUCAUGAUGUUCGGGUGCUCCGUCACAGGAUCAUAGACAAACUGGAAUCCCAUGAAGAGCCCUGGCCUCCAGCCUGCCCUCCACUGGAGCCCACCAACCAAGCAGAGAUCGACAGCUUCUUUGAGACCAACAGCGUUCAACACUUGGCUCUGAUCUUCGAGGACACUAAAUCCUACAUCGGGCGAGAGGUAACCCUGGACUUGUUACAGUACGAGAACGUCGCAGUGCGGAGAGUCCUGAGCACUGAGGAAGGUCUGGUAACCAAACUAGGAGUGACUGAGUUUCCAUCCUGCUACCUUUAUUCUCCUCAAGGCAACUUUACCAGACUCAGAGUCAACAUAGAGGCUCGUACUUUCUACUCUUACACCCUCCAGAGGCUGCCGGGGGUGGUGCGGUCAGGGAAGCCUCUACCGGUCACCCCAGACGUCCUCACCAACAGCACAGAGGAGCCGUGGAGACCCUUCAACAGGUCCAGGGUGUACUUGGCAGACCUGGAGUCCACGCUGCACUACUCGCUGCGUGUGGAGGUAGCUGCCCAUACCCUCAUCAAAGGAGAUGCCCUGACUUCUCUCAAGAAGUACAUCUCUGUCCUUGCAAAGUACUUUCCAGGCCGUCCAGUGGUGAUGAACCUUUUGAAGUCUGUAAACUCUUGGCUACAGAACCAGACUGGUGAUGAGAUUUCCUAUGAGGCUCUCAGAGAGAUAGUGGAUAACUCAGCUCAGACUCCAUACACUGCUUUGCCUGAAGGAGUGAGGUGGGUGGGCUGUCAGGGUUCACAACCCCACCUGAGACGUUACCCUUGCGGGAUGUGGAUCCUCUUCCAUGCUCUCACUGUCCAGGCCAAGAAUGCAGGAGGCACCGAUCCCCAGGAGGUGCUGAGUGCGAUGAGAAACUACGUCCACAGCUUCUUUGGCUGCAGGGCGUGUGCCGAGCACUUUGAAAUUAUGGCGUCAGAGAGUCUGGUGGAGGUGAACACGUUGUCGUCAGCGGUGCUGUGGCUUUGGUCCAGACACAAUCACGUCAACAACAGACUGGCAGGCGAUUUGAGUGAAGACCCCAACUUCCCAAAAAUCCAGUGGCCUCCACCAGAAAUGUGUCCUGCCUGCCAUACGGUGAAGGACAACGGGGAGCACAAGUGGAGCCAUGUGCAUGUUCUCCCCUUCCUCUUGUCCCACUUCUCAUCCAGCAGUAUCCUCACAGACUACCUGGAAAAUGAAAGCCAGAUCCUGGCAAAACAGUGGGAAAAACAUGCGAGUGAGCAGCAAGCUUUAGAAGCCCAGAAACGUGUUGAGAGGAAAGCCCGGGAGGCCUUGGACUCAAUGGCACAUCCUCUGCCAUCGCAACCCGCGAUGCAAGAAGAGGAGGAAGAGGAGGAGGAGGAAGAGGAGGAAGAUGGGGAACAAGCAGCAGCAGCACAUGAGAUGGAGGGUAAGGCAUCUGAGACAACCGCCUGGGCCAAGCCUGAAAUAGAGGUGGGUCGAAGCCGGCGGCAGGCCCACAGGAAGCCGAGCAUUGUGGGGAUGAGAAUGCGAGAGCUGCAGGAGGACAUCGUGGAUCUCGACUCAUUUGUCAACCAGCACUACAAGGCCAAGGCGCUGCGGGUCAAACAACGCACCCUGCAGAGGAAGGAGGAGCAGGAGCCCCGGCCUGUGUUUGGGCUGGAGAUGGAGCUGGAUGCAGGGCUGGGGAUGCUGGGCCUGCAGCCUAUGGAAGCAGACUUCGAGCAAGAUUUGGGGCGGCAGAGAAAGCGGCUGCAUAAGCGAGAACUAACAGGCCAGUACUUUGUUGAGGAGGCCGAGUCGAGCCCCAGGGGACGCUGGAUGUCUGUGCUGAGCAUUGGCUUUUCCAAAGUGGACAUCAGCCUGUGUGUCAUCCUUUAUUUCCUGUCCUCCAUGUGUCUUCUGGCCAUGUACCUUUUCUUCAAGACCCGCCUCAGACUACGGCGGGCUAAAGUAGCCCUGCCCUGAACCAGUGUAUCCAAAUUGGAGUUGAGUAAGCAAUGAUUAACGUUAAUUAGAUUCAUGUAGGCUAAGGUCGGGGUUAGUGUAAGGGGAUGUGUCAAGAUUAAGGUGAUCUUUGGUAGGUCCACUUAACUGCUACCUACAGCCAAAGUAUGCAACAGUGUGUUUUACCCUGAAUGUUGUGGAUGAGGGAGAGAAGGGAGUCUUUUGACAUAACACUUAAUCUGGCCUUCAGAGCUUUAUUAGGCAGAACUUCCACUGUGGAAAAUAUGUGCAUAUAGCUAUAUGUAUUUCCGUAAGUGGGUUUCUGUUUGGAGUUUGUGCCUAAGUUAAGGAUAAUCCAUUUUUAGAUUUUUGUUUGACCACUUAUGAAGGAUCAAAUUAAACCCAAUAUGAGAUGAUUUUUUUUUUUAUUUGUAAGAAUUAAAUGCAACCAAUACGUGAUUUGUGUUGCUUUACUGAAAUUAUGGACAUUUGUAACAGUGCAAUUUUUAUUUUUUUUGUUAUAUUUUUUUACAUCUUACAGUAGGACAAAGACAUCCUACAUGACUUCCCUGUGUCCUAUAAUCAAAAUAACCAAAACAUUUUUUUAUUUCAGUCAAAGUUUUUAUAUAUAUUUACAAGUAAAAUAUUUUUUAUCAUUUCAUCUAAAUAGUCAAAUAGGUUAUUCUUCGAUUUUGAAAAACAGUCUGUUGUAUCUUAAAUUACGGUUUUCCCUCCAAUCAAUCACUAAAAGCUUUGUUUAUCAAGUAAAAUUAUCAGGUAAUAAAUUAAAUGUUUCUGCAUUUCAUUUAAUAAUCAGAUUUUUUUAAAAACACCCAGUCCCAAAAAAUGCAUGGUGGGUUUUUAAAGUUUUUUGUUCGCCUGACAGCUGCAUCAUAUUGUUUGAAUACUGUGACUGGACCGGCAGGUCCAAACUAACUUUUACCAGAGAGGAGCGGAUCAGCCUUUUGUUGUUCAGCUCCUUUGAGGUGUCUUACUGUACAUUACACUGAGCGUUACGUCACGUCUUUAAAUAUUACAUCACACUGCUGAGUCCACAUAACAGCUACUCUGGUUGUUUAUGAAGUGCUGUGGAGCGAUGCAUAUGUUCACACUGGACAAGGUUUUAGAAUAAGUAGGAUUUGUUUUUGGCUUGUGUCCAUGAUGUAAAGCCUUGGCUGGUCAUCUCAAAAACACUGUGUUUCUCUGUGUGCUUCUUCACUUCUGUCUGAAUCAAUAAAAUUAUUUUUGAUAAGGA